This is a messenger RNA of Diospyros lotus (date-plum), 1263 nucleotides long. Its product is annotated as probable adenylate kinase 7, mitochondrial. Bases 87 to 965 code for a protein of 292 amino acids. Gene Ontology annotation, molecular function: AMP kinase activity; ATP binding. The transcript has 4 exons. Lineage: Eukaryota; Viridiplantae; Streptophyta; Magnoliopsida; Ericales; Ebenaceae. Gene Ontology annotation, cellular component: mitochondrion; cytoplasm. Gene Ontology annotation, biological process: nucleobase-containing compound metabolic process. The record is from RefSeq and is a predicted model, not a curated record.
AACCCUCUUUCUAUUUCGCCGCCGCUACUGCUCCUUUCUCCAACUAAAACCCUUUCUCUCGCUCUCUCUGCAUUCUGCCCGCCGCCAUGGCCGGACUCUGCCGCUUGCGUGUGGCGGCGCAACCGAGGGCGCGUAAUCGUAUUGGCACCGUGCUCAGCCGAGGUUACGGAUCGGCGGCAGCGGCUCAGGUCCAGUACGACUCCGACUACGACUACGAUGAGUACGCCAGCGAACCGUACGGUGAUCGGAACAGGAUGGCCAUGGAGGAUUCUGAGGGAUCGUUGCCGGGGAGAGGUGUGCAGUGGCUGAUUAUGGGGGAUCCAAUCGCGAAGAAGCACGUGUAUGCGGAGAGGCUCUCGAAGCUUCUCCAAGUCCCUCACAUUUCCAUGGGCUCUCUCGUUCGCCAGGAGCUACACCCUCGUUCCUCCCUCUAUAAGCAGAUUGCGACGGCUGUUAAUCAAGGCAAGCUAGUUCCAGAAGAGAUAAUCUUUGGUCUGUUGUCAAAAAGGUUGGAAGAAGGGUACUCUCGGGGUGAAACUGGAUUUAUUUUGGAGGGAAUUCCACGUACAAAGAUCCAAGCUGAGAUCCUCGACCAACUUGCUGAUAUUGAUUUAGUUGUGAAUUUCAAAUCCGCAGAGAAGUCCUUGUUGGAACAACAUAUAAGAAAUGGAAUUUAUUCUCCAGGUCAUGAAUUUCUCAGCAUGAGCAAGUCUGGAUUAAAACGAAAUAUGCCCUUACAUGACAAUCCAAAAUCUUCAAGUGCUGAUGCAGAAGUCGCCUGGAAAGAGAAACUUCGUAUCUAUGCUGAGCAGAGCAAGCCAUUAGAAGAUUAUUAUAGGCAACAGAAGAAGCUUCUUGACUUUCAAGUGGAAGGUGCAGCUGCAGAGACCUGGGAAGGUCUCUUGGCAGCAUUACAUCUUCAGCAUAUGAAUGCUGUCAGUUCCUCACAGAAGUUGACUGCAUGAUCCGUCGUCCAAUCUGUUCUGCCAACUUUUCAUUCCUUAGUUCGGCUUCAUAGUAAAUAUAAUCAAUAUUGAGUGGUAGCAUAGUUGCCUGGAGUUUUCCCCUGCGUGUCUCCAGCCUAGUUUUGAAUGAAGACUUUUGAGUUUUUCCUAUUUUUGUUUGCCAAUUGCAAUGCAUUAAGGUGACGCGAGUUUGUAAUGUAAGAUCCAUCGUCCGGCCAAGAAGCUGAACAGGCAGUUAAGAACAUUUGGCUUGUUUUACCAUCAUGCAUACAUAUUCAGGUCGUUAUUUUACCCUCCA